GCUUCACGUGCCGCUGGCGCUGGUGGCGGCGGGGCUCGCGGAGGGUCGCACUGAAGCGGGAGCGCGAGGAGGCGGGGGACAGACGGCGGAACCGAGCGCCGAUGCUCCGCCAAGCGAGCCGUGAGCACACCGAGCCGCGCUGCAGGGAGGCCCGCUGACUGGAUGGAGGGUCCAGGACGUCCUAUUGGCCGUCGUCUCGUCUCGCCCCACCAGCCGCUCCUCUCCUCCUGCUGCUGCUGCUGCGGCAGAAGCGUCUUGGUGGGGUUCGUCUGAAAAAUUACCCCAUCACUGCCAGGCUAGCUGCAGCUUCACUGUGAUCUCCUCUGUCCUGCAGCUCCAACCUGCCAAGUGUUUAGAAACAGCCAGAGAAUAAAAACAGACUGAGAUUCGGUUAGGAACCAAACCGCUUCGAACAUGUAGGUGGGCUGUGACCAGCACCAGGUAGCUAACGGUGAGUUAGCGGCUUGAGGUAGACGGGUAGCGGUGGCUCUGGCGUAACAGAAGGUGAUCAGCGGGGGUGCGAUGGAGUACCACUCCGGUGGCAGCCUGCCCCUGCUGGGGAGACCGCGGUACUGCCCCGGAGCCAACGCUAACGGAGGAUAUCUGUGUGAGACGGGACACUGCUGCGGAGAGACCGGCUGCUGCACCUACUACUACGAGCUCUGGUGGUUCUGGCUGCUUUGGACCGUCCUCAUCCUGUUCAGCUGCUGCUGCGCGUACCGGCACCGGCGGGCCAAGCUGCGGGUCCAGCAGCAGCAGAGGCAGAGGGAGAUCAGCCUGCUGGCCUACCAUGGAGCCAACUCCUUCCCCUCCUCCAUGCUGGACCUCAGUUUCCUGGCGUCGCUAAAGCUACCGUCCUAUGAGGAGGUUGCAGCCCAGCCCUCCACUCCUCCUCCGCCGUACAGCUCUGUUUUUACGACCCCUCGAUACCCGCAGCCGCCGCGCGCCGCCGACCCGCACCUGCUCACGCAGCACGGCCCGCUGCUGCACCGACCGCUGAGCGACGGCCCGUCCUCCUUCAGCUCCGACAACAGCUCCAGCUGUUCCUGCGACUCCUGCUGCCCCUCUUCUCCAUGUAGCUCUUCGCUCUCAGCGCCCAUCACCUACGAGACAGACACAAGCCACGCCUCCACGCCAAGUGAGGCCACGCCCCUCACCCUUGAUGUCACCAUGGAGACCAUAGCGGCUGCAGCCAGUUGCCUGGCGUCCAGCGAGGGCCUGUUCGCCUCCGAGAGACCGGCCGCCGCGGUGGCCAUCGACAUCGAGGGCACCGAAGACGUCGGCGCUCAGGAAGCCUCCGCCACGGACUCCUCCCUCCCUAGCCAGACUGUUACCGUGGCGGUUGUUACCGGGGCAGCGCCGUCUCAGCCCUCACCUGGCUCUGAGGUCACCCUCACCGUUGCAGCUUUGUCUCCUGGAAAGCUCGACAUGCCUCCUCUAUGUUCUCCAAUCUUUAGCACCGGUAGCUCCAGUCCACUCCCCAGUCCGAGGCUCGAUGGCAUCCAGUUCCCCUCCAGUAAAAUCACGAGAACUGGAAGUCUGUCAGGGCCUCCCACGCCAACAGCUAACCCCUCUGACUGCUGUGGGCCCGUCGAAGCUCCGGAGACUCUUGAUUCUUCAACAACUGUUGAUCCACCCAGUGCCCCUUCGACUCCAUCAGCACCGUCUCCAGACGUUCACAGAACUAUGGCCUUGAAAGCAGACUCUGCCAGCCUUCUGACUCCUGAUCAGGAUGUUAGCGUUGUGCCAGCCGAUGCAUCUGUAACCCCGACAAAGGACCAAGAACCACUGCUGUCUGAUUGUACGUCAGCCAUUAUUGGCGCCCCUCUGAUUCCAAAACCAACACAUUUGAAUCUCACCUCCAGUUCGAUUACGCAAACCGUUUCAUCUGCCGUUUCAUUGACUCAAAACUUAGAACCAUCUCUCGAGUCGGGUUUGGCCCAGAUUCCCUCAAGUCCUGGGUCAGGGCCUUCCCAGCACUCUAAUCUAGUUUUGACUGUGAACGUUUCUGGACCGAGUCCAGAACUGCGUGGUUCGUCUGAGUCAAACCUUCUCGCACCAUUGCCUUCAGAUGUUCAGGCUAAUUUUAGCUCUGGAUCAGGAUCGCCAACGCUCGCUCCGGUUCCUGUAGACGGCUCUUCUUCUUGUCCAGCAAUCACGAUUGAGUCUGAAACUUGUUUCAUGUCUUCUCCGUCGCCCCUUGCUGUUCUUUCUCCAUCCUCACCCCGAUCCCCUCUUGUGGCACCAGCAUUACUCUUGGACCCCCUCACCGCUCUUCACCCGUCCGACAAAGGCGGUUCCUCCUCCGGCCAUGCGUCCUCCCUCUCCCCGUCACCCCGUGCUACUCAGUCUCCACCGAAACAGACCGUCUUCUCGCCUUGCGUAGACGUCUUCGAACCCGGACCCGCGUGCUGGGAGGACGGAGACGAGGAGCAGGCCGCUGGGGACAGAGAGGAGGACGAAGACGAUGACAUGGGAGCGGACGAGAGCCAGUAUCGGCACCGUCGUCUUACCGGUGACUCCGGGAUCGAGGUGUGCAGAUGUCGAGUAGAGGAGGAGGACGAGGAUGAAGAAGAGGAAGAGGAGAAAGACGGAGACACGGACGUGCAUGAUAGCGUGGAUUGUCCCGCAAGAAGUCAGUUGAGCACAGGGGACGAACUUACACCGUGCAACCCCUCCCCCUCCGUCACCACGUCGACCCCUGAAGAGAAAGUCAUUAUCGUCAUGGAGAAAGUGUAACCGAUGAAAGUCGAUGGUUCAGUUCCUCCCUCUGACCUGGAGUACGCCAGGCAGCCAUCAAAUUUAGAAGAUGCUUCUCGAGCGUCGUAGUUGUGAACCUAGACGAUGAAUGCACCGGUGUUAGGAGAAAGAUUUGGUUUGGAAGUCAUUUUAUGGGCUUUGGUGCCACGUUCACCAGAUUUAGAGGCGUCUGUUUCAUUUCAGGAUGAUUAAGCUAAAACUUAGCUCUUCUUCCUUAUCUAAGAGACCUCCAUGUCCUGCACACUCUUUAACACGUAUUAAAUCACACUGUAACCCGAUCUUUGUUGACUCGCAUCAACAAACUUUAAUAAAUCCUCUUAACAGUCAAAAAUGGUUAGCAUCGAUCCAAACUACAUAAAUUUGCACACAAGGGGGGAAAUAAUCUCCAUGUGACGCAAAUACGGCAUAAAAGCUGCACACGUGUCUGAGGUUGAAAUCGUGCCCCACAAUGACGCUUUCUGUCUUUUGCCCAUAAAUGAGCAUCUUUAACAGUCGAGCAUUCAGAAGGCGGCGAUACCUUCCACUGCCGUCUUGGAUGAUGACGGAGGCUUGGAAAUGUGCCGGGAACAAGUUGGCUUGCUCUGAAAAAGGAAGAGAGACCGGUGUAGGUGGAUGAUUCACGGCGCCUGAUUGACGGAGGGGAGACUGAUUCAUUGGGUUUGAUGGCUGGGUCUGUCAGCAGAGCAGAGUUAGGUUGGCAGUUUGCGAGUGGAAAACUUGAAGGUGGACGGCUCGUUGUGUUGCGUCGACAUCUCAGCAGAGAAAAGCUCUUACAUGAAUGUAAACAAACAAUGGCUGCUUUUAGAGCGAAACAAAGCCCCAAAGAGAGCAGAGGCGGAGCGUGUCAUCGUCCCGUCUUUGUCUCUUUCUCGGAGUGUGAGGUCAGAUCAAACAAUACGCCGUAGACGCUUUGAUCUCUGUCACUUUCUGGAUCUCUUCAUUCAUAAACGCCCCUCCUACGUCCUUAACGUUAGCAGAUUUGAACAAUAAUACAAAACAAAUUGCAGAGCAAACAGAGACAUUUCAAGGCCUUCUAAAGAAUAAGUCACGGCAAACGUGUUUAAAGAGUUUGGUUUAUUUUUAGGUCGGUGUUUCGUACGUUGUGAACUUGAUAGACAAGUCAGUGUACAUAUUUUGUGACACACAGAGACGGAGUAUAUUUUAUCAAUGAAGCAGUUAGUAGUUGUUUUGUACAUGCUGCAGUGUUUCAGCUCACCGUAGGACAUGAAAUUGGAAGUGAGAUGAAAAGCAAUAUUUUUAUUCUAAAAGAGCAAAUAAACCCAGAGAAAAGUGAAAAAGCAGCAUCAGAAACGUUGGGAUGAAAAAGUUUACUGUUGAGGCUUAGACUCAUAUCUUUAACUGAUGAGAAAAUUUUAGAUGCAGUUUUGAGCAACUCUGAAAAGAAAACCGUUUCAUCGUGUUGAAGGGGGCUGGUAUCCGUCUCCUACAGCUAAACGAUAAGAGACGCAUCUGAAGCAGGUUCCCAGACCAACACAGGGUUAAGAAAUGUGUUGAUAUAAUUAAACCUAUUAGGAAACGAUACAUCCAUCUAUCAUCUAUACAAGGACAUGAGAGCCUAGUGUCUGUCUCUACCGGUCAGUGUGGGGUCAGGGGUACACCUUAAGGUGCCAGUCCGCCACUGGGUCAACAGCUACCUGGACUUUACUGGUAACUCCCAACGUUUUUCAGCAAAGUUAGCAGUUGUUAUCUUGGUGCAAAAACGUUUACAAAUGAGUCUGAUGAAAAGUUUUUAGAUGCAUUUUUGUUCAACUGAGGAAAGAAACAAUGCUCCAUGCUACUGUAGGGCGUUGGUAUCUGUCUCUCGAGGUUAAUGGACACGAGACACCUGAAGAGGGUUCCCAGUCCAUCACAUGGUCAAGACAUGUUGAUAUAAUCCAGUCUAUUAGGAAGUGACACGAUCCACCCAUCUUCUUUACAAGGUCAUGAGGGACUGGUGUCUGUCUCUACCGGUCAGUGUGGGGACAGGGGGUACACCUUAAUGUGCCAGUCCGCCACUGGGUCAGCAGCUACCCUGACUUCACUGGUUCUGCGUCUAUCAUCCGAAAUGAUAGACGCAUGUUGUAUAAAGGUAGGUUGUCGUCAUUCACCAGCAUGUAGGCAGUGCGUUCCUGUUUCUGAAAGGUCCAUUGAUGUAGGAUUUUAAAAGUCCAAAUCUUUAGUUGUGAGAGAGGAAGAUCAGUGAUGUCAGCAGAUCGAUGAAACAUUAGACGUUUCCUCCGGCAGUAAAGCUAAAAGUGAGGAAAAGUGAAGAUUCUCAUCACCUCAUGAAAUCAUCCACCCAACCUUAGUGAGAGACUCAGUCUGGUUGACUGAUCUUUAUACCCUGUGUUCAUGCUGCAUUGAUCCACACCUUCAUGUAUAACUCAACAGAGCCACCAAUACAUGAUGCAAAUGAGCGAUAAGCUCGUAUCCAUUAAAGGCACAGACAAAGUCCUGCCACAGAAACGGUUCACGGUCCGACAGAUCCAGAUAUCUGGACCUGGGAGAGGCUGAGGAAGAUGCUUCUGGUUGAAAGUCGACACGGUGGAGUGAGAACGACGAGUUCUUAGAGGCUUGUAGAGCGACGCCCAGCUGUUGAUGUUGUAGUUGAUGUUGUGGUUGACGGUGUUUUUUGUUUACCUGAACUUAUAACGUUAUAUAUUUCAUUGGUUUCCGAGUGCCAUUUAUACUUGACUACUGUUACUACUUAGCAUUAUUUAGAGCUGUUCCCGCUCUGUGUGACUGUGGGCUUUAUAGCAGAGUGACUUGGGAGCUGUUUGAACUUUGUCUGUAAUUUAGGUCCUCAAAGGCUGAGCAGACCUGAGAUCAGCUUGAGAUGAUUUUGGUUCGAUUAGAAACGCCUCAGAGCGUCGAUAUUUAACGGGACAGGAUUGAAACAACCAGAACCAUUGGCAUCAGUUAUGACUCUUGUAACUGGAGAAAGUCAGUCAUUGUCUUUUCUGUCUUGGUUUUGACCAAAAGCUCUGAGGCAUUUUUAAGGGAAAGUGACUGAUUAAAGCUGAUUCCAGGACUUCCUGCUUUGGGAAACCUUGUCUUUAUGUCUCUGUUAAAGUCUAAAUUACUUAUUUCUACUGAAUUAUGUCACUGCAAUAUGUUACUAUUUCCACACUGACUGGAUUUUCACAGAAAAAGUAGAUUUUUCUCUAAUACCUGACUGGUGCUGUGCCUGUUUUCUGUUAUUCUGCCACAGCAGGUGUUGGGAGAUGAGAAAUCUAAUUUCCAUUUUCUAAAGAGUUGUUUAGUAAGUGGAAAACAUCAGCGCCCAAACUGGAUGAGAAACUGAAGAAAUAAACAUUAAAUACAGUUUUGGAUUAAAUAUUAAUUUUGGUUGGUUUAGAGACUGGUUUGGUUUGACUAGACCAGUUUCUUGACCUUAAAAUCCAAAGCUAGUCAAACUUUAUUUUGGAUCUGAUCUCUCUUCGUUGACCAGGAUUAUAACUCUGUCCAGGUCCUUCCCUCUGUUUACAGGAUUUUAACUAAUUUGUCUUUUUCCACCUUCAUGUCCUCACUGGCUGAAUCUGUGGGAGAAGAUUUAAAAAAGAUUAAAAUCCUGUAAUAUUCAAAUGACUAAAGCACUAACUAGUAUUAUUAGUAGUAAUAGUUGGUGUGUGUGUGGAUGUUUGUAUGUAUGUGUGACAUAACUAAACCAGCCUGUUCUAAAAGUGUGGAAAUAUAAUAAAACUGUUGAAUCUAAAA
Molecule: messenger RNA, 6477 nt
Organism: Xiphophorus hellerii (green swordtail)
Lineage: Eukaryota; Metazoa; Chordata; Actinopteri; Cyprinodontiformes; Poeciliidae
Product: flocculation protein FLO11-like
Exons: 5
Coding region: 523-2739 (738 amino acids)
Source: RefSeq, a predicted model, not a curated record